Bemisia tabaci is the source of this 656-nucleotide messenger RNA. The record is from RefSeq and is a predicted model, not a curated record. Lineage: Eukaryota; Metazoa; Arthropoda; Insecta; Hemiptera; Aleyrodidae.
AAACAAUCAAAACAUAACCUCAAAAACACGCAACACUAAUGCAAAUUUUCGACUUUCGAAGUCUCCCCCGUGACCAAUUACCAAAUCUCUCAAGAUUAGUCUUAUUUUGCAAGAAAUAAAAAUGUAAUUUAUUCACCCAGUCAUUAUUCGCUAGUAUCCUCCAAACUUUGAAAUAAACCACCAGUGGCUCUGUGUUUUGUGAAGUGUUAUCAACGAAAUGUGAGAUGGCAUCCAAAAGAACUCCGAUUCAUUCUAACUUCCGGCCGAGUAAUCUCUCAUCCUCCAAAUGGGAAACAAAAGGCACUAAACCGCUUCCUGAUCCUUCUUCAGUGAAGAAAAUAUUUCUCAUGGUCUUGUUAUUUGGCUGCAAGAAAGUUAUGUUCACCCCUACAAACGUCCUCAGAGGAUAUGCCUUAGCCCUAUUCCUCAUAUCAGUGAUCGGUAAACAAAUGCCUAUCCCUAAAACUUUUUUUUCAAGAUCUGACAACUUUCUCAAUCUCUACUUUGUCAAACUUGGCUGGCUUUGGACAUUAAUAGUGGCUUUUCCAUUUAUCCUGCUGACAAGUUUCGUCUACUGUAGUGGGAAGCGUGACAGAAUCUUAAAACACCUAGCGCGCUUAGUCGUUGCUACCGGAUUUUGGUUUUUCAUCACAAAA